Messenger RNA from Pollicipes pollicipes, 1418 nucleotides. RefSeq lists its product as uncharacterized. The record is from RefSeq and is a predicted model, not a curated record. Gene Ontology annotation, cellular component: extracellular region. NCBI's taxonomy places the organism in Eukaryota, Metazoa, Arthropoda, Thecostraca, Pollicipedomorpha, Pollicipedidae. Gene Ontology annotation, molecular function: chitin binding.
GUCUACCACCACUGCCUGUACGGCAUCCGACAGGACUUCGUCUGCGCCAACUACACCGCCUUCGACAUGCGCACCUUUAUCUGCCAGUUCGUCAACCUGGUGGACUGCGAGAACUCCGACUCGUACACGUACCGUAACGAGCCACUCUACAAGUUCACGACGACCGAGGCGCCAAAAAAGAAGCGGCCGUUCCGGCGGCGGCCGGAAGAGGAGGAAGAUCAGUACUACUACGACGACGAUCUGGACUACUACUAUGACGACGACUACUACUACGACGACGUGACCACGACAACGACUACGACGACGACCACGACGACGACGACGCCGGACGCGCAGGCGUUCCCCGACUACGGCGCCGCCGCCGUCAGAGGCGCGGGGCGGGCGGGCGCGGCGGCAGCGGCCGACGCGGCGGUCCAGUCCACCCUGCCGAAGACGCCGUUGCAGGGAGAUGACUACGACUACGGGGAGGUGGUGAAGGCGAGUAGGCCGGUGGGGGCCAACCGAGCGGCCGCCAAGUCCCGGCUGCGGCCCCGGAAGCGACCCGCGCGGACCCAGCCGCAGUACGCAGACUAUGACGGCCAGGCGGUGGCGGCGGCGGAGGAGGUGCCGGUUGUCGAGGAGCCCCUGUAUGACUACGACUUCGAAGAUGACUCUGCUCCGGUCCCGGUGACGGCUCGGGCCCAGGCGCGCGCGCCGCUCCGGUCGACCCGGCGGCGGCCGGCGGGCCGCCCAAUCCGCGAGCAGGCUCCGCUGCCUCCGCCGCCCGUCAACGUCCAGCUGCCGGAGGCGGCCAUCGCCGAGAACGAGGUGAUCGCCGAGCGCGAACGCGAGCGGCCGACCGGGCGCUUCUCAUCGGCCGGCCGGCGCACCGCCGCCAGCCUGUUCGAGCGCGCGCGCGCCGCCGCGCCGACCAAGCCGCGCGAGUCUGCGCGCAGUCGCCUGCUCGGCGCGCGCCGGCAAUCCAGCCGCCGCACCGUCGACUACGAUUACGAGUACGACGACGAGCCGGAGGCGGCGGCGGCGCCGGCGCCGGCCGGCCGCCGGGACCGCGGCAGUCGACGCUUCCAGCGCGGGGGUACCACGUGAGGGGUGGGGGCCGCCGGUCCCCCGGACUCUGUGAUGACGGCACCCGCGCCGCCCGCCGCGCCGCAUCGUGACGAUCGUCCGGCGGCGGUUGGCCUGCCGCGCGCGCUUCCCGGCGAGGGUUGCGCAGUGCAGCGGCGCCGCGACCCAAGGUCGUGGCGAGGCCUCAGCGGGUGUCGGGGAGGUUUCGUGAAGUAUCCGCCGCGGUCUGGUGCCUCCGCCGCCCGGCGCCAACCGGCAGUGUACAAGACAGCGAGCUGACGCCUAGAGCGCAGAUCCGCGGGGGGAGGGGGGAGGGCAGACCACAGGAGCAGCCCGAGCGCCGCAUGCUCCGA